This is a messenger RNA of Homarus americanus (American lobster), 2455 nucleotides long. Its product is annotated as vacuolar protein sorting-associated protein 16 homolog. Gene Ontology annotation, biological process: endosomal transport; intracellular protein transport; vacuole fusion, non-autophagic. Gene Ontology annotation, cellular component: endosome; lysosomal membrane; cytoplasm. Gene Ontology annotation, molecular function: actin binding. NCBI's taxonomy places the organism in Eukaryota, Metazoa, Arthropoda, Malacostraca, Decapoda, Nephropidae. The record is from RefSeq and is a predicted model, not a curated record.
GUGUGGCACAGGUGCUGUGGUGUUACUCUGGGACAUGACGCUUGAGGUGGUCAGUGUUAAUGGAGAUGCUACAAGUUACUACCUCGAUUCUACCUCACACCUCGUGCAGGAAGCUGAUGGACUAAGGGUCUUGGGCAGCAUUACUCAUGAUGUACUACAAAAAGUGCCAUUGGUUGUGACAGAGACUCUUGGUAUUGGCUCUAUGGCUCCAGGUGCUCUGCUUCUUGAAGCAGCCAAGGGCUUUCAAGAGAGAAGCACUCGAGCCAAUGACUGUUUGGGUAUGAUCAAAGACUCAGUGGAAGAAGCCGUUAACCAGUGCCUGCAGGCUGCACAACAUGAGUACCGCCCACAGGCUCAAAAAAUGUUGCUUCGGGCAGCACUUUUUGGGAAGAGCUUCAUCCCAGAGAUGAACCCAGAACCCUGCAAGAAGGCCAUAUUCACUCUGAGAGUUCUUAAUGCUGUACGGGACUAUAGAGUAGGAUUGCCACUGACCUGGAAUGAACUAGAGCACCUCACUCUCCCAGUGCUUCUGGAUAGAUUGGUGUAUCGUCGCUAUUUCCCAUUGGCACUACAAAUUGCUGAUUUUCUGAAAUUGCCUGAAUCUGAUGGAACUUCUCGCAUAUUGGCACACUGGGCUUGUUAUAAGGUUUUGCAGCCUUCACAGAAGAGUGAUGAACAGAUAGCGAAAGAGAUCAACAGUAAGUUGGGCUACACUCCUGGAAUAUCUUACACUGACAUUGCUAACCGGGCUGAUCAGGCUGGGAGAAAGCAACUAGCUAUAAAAUUAAUUGAGUAUGAAUGCCGUGCUAAGGAGCAGGUGUUAGUAUUGAUGCGUCUGGGUGAAGAUCAGACGGCACUUAGAAGAGCUUUACAGAGUGGAGAUACAGACCUCAUCUACACAGUCUUGCAUCAUCUACGGCAGAAAUUGUCCUCGGGGGAGUUCCUGAUGCUCAUUCGAAACUUUCCUGUAGCGCAGUCACUUCAUAUCCGCAGCUGUCAAGAACUUGACAUGGAGCAGUUGCGAGAUAUCCUAGUUCAAGAGGAUGAUUUUCAUGGGCAGGGUCUCCUUAGAAUCAAAGAGGCUUACAAUACAUACCGGACAGAUUCCCAUCAGGCAUCACUCGUGGGUGCAGCUGAGCUUUUUAGGAAGGCCAAGAGUGAAUCAGCAUGUCAGAUGACAGAAGAACAAAUUAAGCUAAACAAGUGGCAGAUGAGAUUGGAGGAGAGUCAGCAGAAACCUUAUGCAAAAAAGUCCCUCCAUGACACAGUACAUCAACUUUUACUUGAUGGACAAAUUAAGGAAACAGAAAAAUUAAGAGUGGAAUUCAAGAUACCUGAAAGGAGGUACUGGUGGCUACGGGUUGUAGCUCAUGCUCAAGCUAAUCACUGGGAAGAGUUAGCCAACUUCUCAAAAAAUAAGAAAAAUCCAAUUGGGUUUGAGCCUUUUGUUGAUGCUUGUUUGAAAAAUGGAAAUAAAAUUGAGGCUCAAAAAUAUGCCAUGAAGGUCAGAGAUGAAAACAAAAUCACGUAUCUCAUUAAAUGUGGUCUCUUAGAGGAGGCUGUAAAGGUGGCUCAGGAGCAGCGUAGUGCAUCAAGUCUCACUAAAGUGUUAGUAGCUUGUGGACCUCAACACCAGAAUCUCCAGUCUCGCAUUCAAGUGCUGCUUAGUGAUUCAUCUUUCAAGAAUUAAUCCAUAAAUGUCUGCAGAUUUAUGUAACAGAGGUCGGCCUUGAUGUGGGUGAGGGAGGGGUCACCGACACUCCUGCGACUUCUGGCCAGAUCAUGCAUGCCAUGAUAUGGGUGUAGGAGGGAUCCUCCACCCUCCUGCUGCUAGUCGAGUCAUCCACCCUCUUUCUGCUGCGGGACAUGUCAUCCACACCAUAACAUAGCUAAAGGAGGAAUCAUCCAUCCUCAUGCUUCUGCUGCCUGGGUCAUCCACACCAUGAUGUGGGUGAAGGAGGAGUCAUCCACCCUGCUGCUGCUGGCCAGGUCAUCCACACCAUGAUGUGGUUGAAGGAAGGGUCAUCCACACCAUGAUGUGGGUGAGGAAGGGCUCAUUGACGCUGUUGCUACUGGCCGGGUCAUCCACUCUCCUGCUGCUGGCCGGGUCAUCCACCCUCCUGCUGCUGGCCGGGUCAUCCACCCUCCUGCUACUGGCCGGGUCAUCCACUCUCCUGCUGCUGACCAGGCCGUCCACACCCGCCUCCCAUACCUGUUGUGUGAUGGAUAAAUUCCUACCUUCCAGAUAUCUUAUAGAGGUUACUGACUAUGUAUAAGAAUAAUUAUCAUAAUAAGUAACUGCUUUGUUAUUCUUAUUCUUAUGAUAUUAUCUUCUUGUGGAUACUGUAAUUAUGUUAUUCUGAUGUAUAAAGAGUUGAGUUUCGUUGAUGCCUUUAGUUAAGAUAAGAAAAAAAUGUCUACCCCUUUUCAAAUGAAAUAAAGUAUACUUAUUUUU